Messenger RNA from Ilex paraguariensis (yerba mate), 1251 nucleotides. The record is from the annotation of a GenBank genome assembly. NCBI's taxonomy places the organism in Eukaryota, Viridiplantae, Streptophyta, Magnoliopsida, Aquifoliales, Aquifoliaceae.
AUGUCUUUCAACGUAACAUCCAUUAAAACCUCCUCAGAUGGAGCAUGGCAAGGUGAAAACCCACUGAACAAUGCAUUCCCCUUGCUAAUCAUUCAAACCGUCUUGAUCCUCCUCAUCAGCCGCUUCAUUGCUUUCUUCCUCAAGCCACUCCGUCAACCUAAAGUCGUCGCCGAGAUAGUAGGUGGAAUUGUGCUUGGACCAUCAGCUCUUGGCCGGAACAAAGAGUUCAUGCAGAUGAUUUUCCCAUCAUGGAGCACACCAGUUCUUGAAUCAGUAGCAAGCAUAGGCCUUCUGUUCUUUCUCUUUCUUGUAGGUCUUGAACUCGACUUAAGCUCUAUCCACCGGAGUGGCAAGAGAGCAUUCGGCAUAGCAGUCGCCGGAAUUUCCCUGCCUUUUCUCUUCGGAGCUGCCAUCACCUUCCUCCUCCGAAAAGCCAUUGAUGGAGCGGACAGAGUUGGCUACGGCCAGUGCCUCAUGUUCAUGGGAGUUUCUCUCUCCAUCACAGCUUUUCCGGUCCUUGCGCGCAUUCUAGCUGAACUCAAACUACUCACAACCCAAAUAGGAGAGACCGCCAUGGUCGCAGCCGCCUUCAAUGACGUCGCCGCCUGGAUCUUGCUGGCCAUAGCCAUAGCCAUAGCUGGUGGAGCUCACAAAAGCCCAUUAAUAUCCAUUUGGGUUCUCAUUUCUGGUAUUGCCUUCGUUUCCUUCAUGCUAAUCAUCGUCCGACCAGCAAUGAGCUGGGUGGCUCAGCGGGCCGCCCCUGGCCACGAUAUCAUGGACGAAGCUUAUAUAUGUUUGACACUCGCCGGAGUUAUGUUAUCAGGAUUCAUGACUGACCUGAUCGGAAUACAUGCUAUAUUUGGUGCUUUUGUUUUUGGAUUAACGAUCCCCAAAGGAGGAGAAUUUGCUAGAAGAUUGAUCAAAAGGAUUGAAGACUUUGUUUCCGGCCUAUUGUUGCCACUUUACUUCGCUUCAAGUGGGUUGAAGACAGAUGUUGCUAAAAUACACGGGAUCGAGGCUUGGGGGCUGCUGGCGCUGGUGAUAUCGGCGGCAUGUGCCGGGAAGAUUUUGGGGACAUUUGUGGUGGCGAUGAUGUGUAUGAUUCCGGUGAGAGAGUCCUUGACGCUUGGUGUGUUGAUGAAUACUAAAGGGCUGGUGGAACUCAUUGUUCUCAACAUUGGCAAAGAGAAAAAGGUGAGAUGUUUUAUGAGUAACACAAGUAGGCAGGACAAGUUUAGAGAUCAGUUCUAA